Molecule: messenger RNA, 631 nt
Organism: Physella acuta
Lineage: Eukaryota; Metazoa; Mollusca; Gastropoda; Physidae
Source: RefSeq, a predicted model, not a curated record
AAUUUAAUAAACUAUAACGCAACAGCUCUGUUAACCAGCAAUGGCUUUGAUGCGAACGACGAACUCAUGAAAAUAAUCAGCGACGGAGACCGCGACACUACUUGCAUAACUACCAACGCUACAGACACACUUUCCAUCACGUUUUAUGGUUUGAACAAAGUCUAUAGAAUUGCCAUUUACCCUACAGAUUUGGUGAUAAAGUACGCGGUGAACUGCACAGGUGCCUUUAAUCGAACCAUUUUCUACACAGAGGUUCUAACACACACAUGGGGGCCCUCAUUCAUUCAUCUAGACGCUUAUGUUUACCAAAUAGAAAUAACAACAAAUGGGAUGGGACUUUCUUUAUGUGAGAUAGAAAUCUAUGGAAGUAUAAAUGCGAUUGCAGUAAAUUUUAAGACAGAAGAUUAUGUUCUAAUUCUGCCUUCACCGAUCACAGAAACUAAUCUGCUUUACAUACUAUUAAUUUGUAUACUGUUUACUAUAAUCAUCUCCAAACUGGAAGAUCUUGAAAAGCCAGAAGAAGAUUUGACUGAAUCAGAAACAAGGAAUGUAUAGUUCUUAAACUUUAAAACAGGCUUUUUUUUUUGUUUAAAUUGUGUUGAUUCCAAAAUCUUUUGAGAUUGUAAUUUCG